AUCCUUCACAAUUUACUAGAUUUACACAAUCGAGAUUCUUCUUAUUUUCUUCUCUAAACCGAACAGUUACGGAGGGGAGCGAGGGCCGGCGAAGGUGAGACAACGACGGGGCUAUGGUCUCUAACCUUAGCCCCCGAUCCAGUUUUGCAAGGGUGCGAAUCGAGAGUGGGCCUGCAACUAGGCGAGCAGUGGCAACCUUCUAGUUUCUGGCAGCGAUUGCCGCUACGAGCUUUGCCGCAAAGAAGAGAAGAGUUUGGUAAUCCAAGUGAGGAUGGGGAAGAUUAGACAAGAUAUACAAAUGGCAAUGAGGUUUGAUCGUGACUGGAUGAAAAUUGAAGAUUUUGUGGGUUCAAAGAUAGUGAUUCAGAUUCGGAGUCAUGCCCAAAAAUAUUUCUUGAAGGUCCAAAAAAACGGUACAAUAGCACAUGUGCCCCCACCUCGGCCCAAGCAUCCCUGGUUGAACUGCAAUUCUUCACCUAGAGGAUGCUGCAAGGAAUCUUUUGUCACAAUCCUUGAUUACUUUUCUAAGAGAAGAGACUCAAGAAACACUGCCUUGAAUGGCAAUUCUCCUACUCAAAAAAGACAAGGGGAAGUUGAGGCUUGUUGCACCAAGAAAGAUAUAGAGAUCAACAAAGCAAAAUAUGAGGGGUAUGUACCUAAGGAAAGCCACACAAUCCAGCCAUCAUUAUACAGAUACAACUAUAUAUGGUGCUAGGAUCACAUGAAGGAAAAAUGGAUAAAGCAUGCUCAGGACCAAUGUAGCUUCGGUUUUAGAGAGGACAUAUGUAAUUUUCUGUAGUACUUGUAUGACUUAAUUUGAUCUAUUGUUUUUUCCAUGAUUUGAGGCUCUUACUAAGAGACCUACUUGUACCCUCUUUCUGUUGGCAUAAUAAAAAAAGGUCCAUUAU
Molecule: messenger RNA, 908 nt
Organism: Cuscuta campestris
Lineage: Eukaryota; Viridiplantae; Streptophyta; Magnoliopsida; Solanales; Convolvulaceae
Source: the annotation of a GenBank genome assembly